Cololabis saira (Pacific saury) is the source of this 4410-nucleotide messenger RNA. Its product is annotated as ubiquitin-associated protein 2-like. The record is from RefSeq and is a predicted model, not a curated record. NCBI's taxonomy places the organism in Eukaryota, Metazoa, Chordata, Actinopteri, Beloniformes, Belonidae. The transcript is spliced from 29 exons. Gene Ontology annotation, molecular function: protein binding. Bases 102 to 3611 code for a protein of 1169 amino acids. Gene Ontology annotation, cellular component: cytoplasm; nucleus.
GUCACGUGACAGCAUCUGCUGCUGGUGGUGGUGCUGGCGGAGCGAAGCGUGUUAGCAGAUUUUUUCUAUUUUGUACAUACAUUGUUUUGUAUAUACUGUAUAUGAUGACUUCAGUGGUCAGCAAUCAAACCCGGGGGACACGGGACAAGACGCUGCCCAUCAACACACAAACAACACAGCCACAGAAACAGAUACAGGCCACAGCAGAACAGAUUCGUUUAGCCCAAAUGAUCUUCGACAAAAAUGAUGCCGACUUUGAAGACAAGGUCAAACAGUUGAUUGAGGUUACUGGGAAAACUCAAGAUGAGUGCAUGGUUGCCCUCCAUGACUGCAAUGAAGAUGUAAACAGAGCCAUCAAUUUUCUGCUUGAGAGCACAUGCGACACAAAUUCUUGGGAGACUGUGGGAAAGAAGCGUGGCCUUGGAAAAGAAGGAGGACCCUCAGAGAUAAAAGAGAACAAGGAUAAGAAAGGAGAGCGGGACACCAGUCGUGGACGUGGGGGUGCCAACAGGAAGGGCAGAGGCAUCAGUCGAGGCCGUGAAGGUCGAUCAGAGGAGAACGGUUUUGAGGUGACUCCAGGAGAACGGGGUGGAGACCGUGGACGGAGGGGGCGGGGGAGAGGGGUAGGUGGUCGUGGCAGAGGAAGAGCAGCUGCUGGUAACAGGUUCUCUUCUCAGGGAAUGGGCACCUUCAAUCCUGCUGAUUACACUGCUAACUCUGGAGCUCGCCAGGAAAAUUGGGAAGGAGACGGUGAAGGAACUGGAACAUGGGGAGGCAAUCUGGAAGAUUGGACCGCAGAGGAUUGGAGUGAGGAUUUGUCUGAGACCAAAGUAUUCACUGCCUCUUCUGGUCCAGCAAAUCACAUUGCACCUGGACAAAAUGUUGACAUGGCCGGCCUAGUGCCUAAAUCUGGAGUUGCUGUUGGAGGUUCAAUGGACUCUGACUUGGGAGCCAUAGUUGAUUGCCCCUCAACAGAGAAUUUGGGCCAAAGCCUUGUGUUCACCAAUUCCCACCACAAUGGACGGACUGCAACACAUAGCUAUGCACAUGCCACAGCCAACAGCUAUGCCCAUGCCGCCUCUGCUAGCACCACCUAUGCACAUGCUGCCCUGUCCUCAGUCAUAGGUUCUGGUUUUGGGUCCCUUAAUGCAACUAAGCAGGCACCAGCUCCUGAAAUUCGGACAUCGGAGGAAUUGAAUGGCCCUCGGCUUGUUCAGAGAACCAGCCAGAUGUUGGCAAGCACUAGCAGCAACAGCAAUUCCCAGGAUGCAGGGCCACCUCCAACACAAAGUCCUGCUCCUGCGCCCUCGCCCUCUGCAGAUACCAAGGCUCAGAGGGUUGAGAACGGCCCUGUUACGUCCCAACACUUGGAAAUGAAACUUCAGCCAGAGCCAUCAGCAGUGCUCAGCCAGCUGGCUCAGAGGCAGCAGCAGUCCUCCAUUCUUCCCACCGCAGACUCUCUGGGCAUGUCUCACUCACAUGCACCACAGGUCCCCACACCACCAGGUCAUGAGUCUUCUGUCCCUCAUGUAAGAGACGGAGCUUCACCAGGAAGUAAACUGUCUGGCCUGGAGCCUCCGAUCAGUGAGCCACCUCAGCGGCAAUUGAAGACACAGAAACGGAGAGUGCCUCUGACUUCAAAAAUUCCAUCGUCUGCUGUGGAGAUGCCAGGCUCAGCAGACAUAUCUGGUCUGAAUGUUCAGUUCGGAGCGCUGGACUUCGGGUCUGAAGCGGGUGGAACAGCAGAGAUGUCACAGACUGAGUCAGCCAGGGAACACCCGCCUUCUCUCCCCUCGUCCGCUGUUUCUAUUCCUGCUGCUGUUCCCACACAGCAGCCGCAGAGCAUGUUCUCCAAGUCGGGAGCUGUGAGUGAACACAUGAGCAGCCUACCGUCUGCAGUAUCGGAUCCCAACUUCCCUUCACCAUCUUUAGGCUUACCCAGUGCGACUCCCUCCCCUUCGCUUGGUCUUCCCAGUGCAGGAGUUCCACCUUCUUCUGCUGUCCCUUCUUCUGCUGGCCGUGUGGACAACUCUGACCCAAGGUCCCUGCCACCACAUCUUGGGUUCCCUAAGAGCAAAGAUCUCCCAUCAGCUGCUAGUGCACCUCUUACAGUGAAUGGCUACAGUGGCAUGAAAACCCAGAGCACACAGGAAACCACACAGUCAUCUAGAACAGUGAAAACGGAGUCUCCUGUUAUGACAAGCGAAAGUGUCUCAUCCCACCACAUCCCUUCCCCUGCAGUUACACCUUCCCACUCAACACCCAUCCCCUCACUCACCAGUCACAUGAGCAGUAAUCACUCAUCUGGAUCGGCACUUGCCACAAGUUCUGCCCUCACUAUAACUGAGGAGAGCAGCAGCAACCUUCAUGCCUUUUCGUCGUCAUCAUCCGGCCAAGUGGUCAAUCCCAGUGCACCAGCUCUCUCAGUUGUCAGUAACUCAUCUUCCAACGGUCUGCACCAAUCUGGAGCACCAGGCCUAACUCCAAACGGCACUAACUCCAUACUCUCAGCUGCUGGAAGCCGCGCAGCACCACUACUCACCACUUCUGGUAAAGCUCCUCCCAACUUGGCUCAAGGAGUACCACCUCUUCUUGCCAACCAAUACAUUAUGGGCCCUGGUGGCUUGCUUCCUGCUUACCCACAAAUCUACGGGUAUGAAGACUUGCAGAUGCUGCAGUCUCGCCUUCCUUUGGAUUACUAUGGUGUAACAUUCCCUGGCGCAACAGCUCCUAUGCCUGGAAGAGACGGCCUGGCAAAUAAUCCAUACUCUGGUGAAGCAACUAAAUUUGGCAGGAAUGACUCUUCAUCCCCAGCUCCCCCAACCAGCUUGUCCACAGCCGGGGUGCAAUCGCAGCCUCAGCAGACACAGCAAGCCGGAACACAGGGACAAGGCCAGAAUCAGAACCAGGGUCAGCAGACACAGAACCAGGCCUUCCUUAACCCUCCCCUACCGCCUGGCUAUGGAUACACAGGUUUGCCAUACUAUGCUGGGAUGCCUGGCGUUCCCUCAGCCUUCCAGUAUGGUCCCACAGUCUUUGUUCCACCAGCUUCGGCCAAGCAGCCUGGAAUGGGCCUAGCUAACCCCUCCAAUCAGUACCACCAACAGCAUCAGCCCGGUUAUGGACAGCAUGCAUAUGGCGCAGCCUUUGAUGACCUGUCUCAAGCGCACGGUGGGGAGUACAAUAAAGCAGGGUAUGGAGGCUCUGCCCAGUCACAGCCCAAGUCAGCAGGCAGCGGCCCUGGGAAAGCACCAGGAUUGUCAGGAUCUGGUAACAGUAGUGGAGUACCAGACAUGGGAGGCUCCAUCUACAGCAAAACGCAGGCAUUUGACAAGCAGGGCUUCCACACGGGGACACCACCUCCGUUCAGCCUUCCUUCUGCACUGGGAGGAACGGGGCCCCUGAACCCAGGAGGUGCACCUGGCUAUGCUCCUGCUCCUUUCCUACACAUCCUGCCUCCACACCAACAACCCCACUCCCAGUUGCUGCACCAUCACCUCACACAGGAUGGACAGGGUGGUCCUGGUCAGCGGAGUCAGUCCAGUGGUAUGCAACAGAAAACCCAAGGCAGCAAGUCCAGUUACGGCAGCUCCCCAUACUGGGCAAAUUGAGGAACGCUUCUUACGCCCUCCCCCACAAAAUAAGGCUGUGUGUGUGUGCGUGUGUGUGUGUGCGUGGGUGUGUGUGUGUGUGCGCGUGUGUGCGUGUGUGUGUCUGUGUGUAAAGCUAAAUAAAAAUAAGAAUAAAAAUGACAGACACACUAUCCUCAAAAUGAGCACCCUUGCUCUCCCCACCUCCCCACAAAGUCCUCAUGAGUCUCUUGGGUUCGCUCUUUCACCGCCCUACCCCCUUUUUCAAAAUUGGUUGUACAUGUAAGAUAUUUAUGUAUGUAUUUAUAUAUAUAAAUAUAUAUACUGUAUAUGUAAUAGUAGAACAUAAAAUGUGGUUGCUGCAUUUUAUUUUUGAAGGAGUUUUUGUUUACUUUUUUUCAAAACUGCAGGAAAAGAUGCUACAUUAAUACAGAAUGAGAUGAUGAUGAGUGAGUGAUGAGGACAAAUGAUCAAAUCUUCCUCAAAGAAACCAGAAAAAAGGAAAAGGAGAGAGCAGUAGCACUGAUUGCAUAUGAGGACAAUUAAGAUGGGGGUGGGUUUAUAAUGACUAACUGCAUCUGUCUCCUUGUUUUUUCUUUUUUAUACAUCCUGAAUGGCCAAGCUCAUACCCCCUUAAACUUACUUUUGUAGCUUCUCAUCUUUCCCUUCCUGCCUCUUUCUCUCCUUCCCUUCUUCUGGAAGCUGCCUACUCUCUCUGUUGCCACCUUCCCUUUUUAAACAGACCUGUCCAUCUAAAUUUUAUAUUUUAAUUUAAUUUUAACCUUCAUUUCUCUUGAAAUAAACUUCUGAGCAGUUGGAA